Phoenix dactylifera (date palm) is the source of this 2449-nucleotide messenger RNA. Its product is annotated as protein NUCLEAR FUSION DEFECTIVE 4-like. Lineage: Eukaryota; Viridiplantae; Streptophyta; Magnoliopsida; Arecales; Arecaceae. Gene Ontology annotation, cellular component: membrane. The record is from RefSeq and is a predicted model, not a curated record.
AGAAGAAACCACAUUAUCAGGUUCACAGCCACAACAGUCUAAGUCACCAUUGAUUGCUACUAGCACCAUCUCUUUCCAUAAAUACAGCACCACCCGAAGCAGCUCCUGGCAGUGAAAAAAAUUCUCAGACCAUGCCUUCUCCCUCUGUGCAAUGGCUGAGCUUUGUUGGGACCAUCUGGCUCCAAACCAUUAAUGGUGCAAAUUCUGAUUUCCCAGUCUACUCAUCCCAGCUCAAAGAUCUUAAAUCCUUCUCUCAAGUCAAGCUCAAUUUCCUUGCUUUCGCCUCCGAUGCUGGAAAGCUCUUCGGCUGGUUUUCUGGUCUUGCUGCCAUUUUUCUACCCCUCUGGCUGGUUGCAGUGAUUGGUGCAAUUUUUGGGCUGGUAGGCUAUGGCGUGCAGUUUCUCUUCCUAGGAAGCACUCAUCUAUCCUACUGGCAUCUCUUUACACUCACCGCUUUGGCUGGAAAUGGUAUAUGUUGGAUCAACACUGUAUGCUACAUCAUCUGCAUCCAAAAUUUUCCUUCUGAUAGCCGUGUUGCAGUUGGGAUAUCCACAAGCUAUGUUGGUUUGAGUGCUAAGAUCUACGCUGUUGUAGCGGAUGUGAUCUUCCGACCGCAGUCCAAUCAUGAUGCCAAGACAUAUCUCGGCCUCAAUGCCAUUGUACCUAUAUUAGUUAGUAUUUUAGUUGCACCAUUUCUUCGGGAGAUGGAGACCAAAAAUAAAGCAAGAUCAAGUUGUGGGUUCAUGGUGAUGUUUGCCAUAACACUGGCAACUGGAAUUUGUGCAGUUGUUGGCAGCAUUAGGCCUGAAUCAAGAGAGCAUGCAAUAAGCCUAGGAUUGCUUUUGACUGCGCCUUUGGUGGUCCCUUUGGCCAUGAAGUAUAGAGAAGGCAAAGAAGAGUUAUGGUGGAACAGGAGGGAGAGGAGAGUUCAUGAUAUUACUGUAGAUGAGGUUGAUACUAGAGAGAGUGUCAUGGAUCUUGAGAUGAGGGAAGUAGAGUCUGUAGAUGGGAAAGUAGAAGAGUCCGUGGAAGUUGGAGGCCUUCAACUGUUAAAGAAGGUGAACUUUUGGUUAUAUUUCUUCAGCUAUAUGUUUAGUGCUACAUUGGGUUUGGUCUUCUUGAACAACCUAGGACAGAUAGCCGAGUCCCGUGGAUUCUCAAAGACUACCACUCUGGUCUCCUUGUCUUCUUCUUUUGGUUUCUUUGGUCGUCUCAUGCCAUCUGUUUUGGACUACUCUUCAACAAAAAGUGGGUACAUGGUGUCAAGGCCAGCAUUCAUGGCCAUACUGAUGGCUCCAAUGGCAGGAGCCUUCUUCCUGCUGCUAAAUCCAAGCAGACUUUUCUUGUACCUCGGUACUACUAUUAUUGGAGGAUGCACUGGGGCAAUUACCUCUAUUGCCGUCUCAGCAACUCCUGAGCUAUUUGGCACCAAGCAUUUUGGCGUGAACCACAAUAUUGUUGUCACAAAUAUACCAGUAGGGUCGUUUCUCUUUGGUUACUUUGCUGCUUUUCUCUACCAGAGAGAAGCUGAAGGAAGCCAUAGCUGCAACGGGAUCAGAUGCUACGAGAAAACCUUUAUUAUAUGGGGUUCCACUUGCUCCGUUGCCACUCUCCUUUGUACAGUCCUCUAUGCCAGAACUCGAAAAUUUUGCUGAAAGACUGCUCAAAGAUCUGAUGACUCACAUAGAUUAAGUUGCUAUACAUGAUAUCCUAAUUCCUAUAGCACUUGAGCUCCACCAAAAUCUAUAGAUGCUCCUGCUUGUGCCCCCAUCCACAACAGUUUGCAAGUUGAUGGAGAUUUUUAACACAAGCUUAUGUACCACAUUGGUCUUUCUAUGAAGUUUGCUAGAUCAAUGUGAAUAUUCCUAAUUGUUUUUUGCGUGAAAUAAAUUCCUGAAAUAGUUACAGGGAUGAUCGGAAUCAAAAAUAUUAAUUUUACUGAUGCUGCAUGACAAAACAAGCAGGAACUCGCUUGGAAUUACCAGGCCAUUCUUUGCUCUUGGGCGACCGAUUUCUUCCUAUUAAAUCUACGCUAGAUUUCCUUGCCAACCAAGUUACAGGCAUCCAUCAUGUCCUCCUCCACUUUGGUGUCUAAAUAUUCGACCCAACUGAACAGAACUAUUAUUAAUGAGAGGCCAGCAGCUGAAAUUUUUAGGUGCGCACCUUUAUUGUUUCUUGUCCCUCGAGCAAUAAGUUUUUGCAGAUCGGUGGAUGAGCCAUGACUAUCUAUUGCUAAAACUGUUUACAGAGAGAGCAGAACAUCCAAUAGAUAUAAAGUCACACAACAGAAUCUGACUAAGAUAUGGCCAGCUAUAACUUCACUCUUGUUCUUAUUGCCAAAGCGCUCUUCGAAAUAACAGCACACAUUAGUUUCUGGAAUUCAGAAUCUAGUACCACCCCAUAAGGUUGGCAGGUAGUCUCAGGUCAUGAAGAUGUUCUUAAUUUGUUU